This is a messenger RNA of Saprolegnia parasitica CBS 223.65, 1069 nucleotides long. RefSeq lists its product as hypothetical. NCBI's taxonomy places the organism in Eukaryota, Oomycota, Saprolegniomycetes, Saprolegniales, Saprolegniaceae. Bases 30 to 704 code for a protein of 224 amino acids. The record is from RefSeq and is a predicted model, not a curated record. The transcript has 2 exons.
UGCCUUUCUACCGAUAGCUUGCUACAGCCAUGAGUAUCGCUGCGGUGCUCUCGCAGCCGCCGCUUGUCGCCCGCAUCACGACCUUCCAGGACGGCGUCUUUGCCGACGUUCAAAGCCGGUUCAUCGAGUUCCACUGCAGCGUGCGCUUCGCUAUGCGAUGGGUCGACCCGUGCUGGUGCCUGGGCGUCUACGACGUGCCGCGGGGCGUGCGCAGUCGGUUGGCGCCGCACGACGUGCUCUGGUCACUGCCAGGUAGCGACGUGCAUUUGUUCUCGAACGCUCGAGACCCGCGCUUCAUCUUGCAUGUGGCCAUCUACGAAGGCGACGCCGACGCUGCCACGCGCAUCGCAAGGUGCUGCCCGCAUCUCCUCUCGGACGCGGCGAUCGGCAUGGCCUUGGAACUUGAUGAGAUCAACAUUGCAGCAUCACUGGUUCAUCUCCAUGGCCCAUGCUCUGGCGACAGCGAAUGGAUCGAGUCCCUGGGCCGAUCGCUGGUUCCGCACAUCAUACGCCGCGGGUCCGUGCCCUACUUGGAGGUUCUCCGAGCCUUUCUUCCAACAGCGUGGUUGACCAAGUGGCUCCGCUUCACGAUCAAGUACCAUAUAUUGCCAAGCGCUUUCUACAUCUACACGUUCUGCCCCGAGACGCCCGGCGACGACGACCCGCUCAUUUAUGCGCGGACGUCGUUGCCCGAGACGCUCUGAGGUGGCUAUGUUUGACUGAAAACCGCCCGUAAACAAGCCGUAGGCAUAAGUACACCAGCCCAGGCCAACCGCGCGCAAGGUGCUGGGCGCGUCUCGAUCGAACUCGAGACUGCCCUCUUGACGUCGCAGAAGACACCAGAUUGGAAGGCCAAGAUGGUGGCAAGGAUCGUCGGUUGUGUCAGCAGCGCUCAGGAUCGAGUCACAUUUCGCGAGAUGAACGAGUUAAAUGGUCGAUUAGAUGGGUCCCGCGCUCAGGAUCGAGAACUCAAGACCGCGGCUUUGGAGCUUGGCGAUAUAGUCCGAGUGCUUGAACGCGGCUCCGGGCGUAAGCACGCCACGCGGCAGCUUCCUCUUCUCACUCGCCC